GUUCACUCUGUUCAAUCAGAUUCUCAAUUCUCAACCACAAAUCCUAAAGAUCCUAACUUUUGUUUUACUUUCCCGGAAAUCACACGAAAGAAGGAUUUCAGUCUCUCCUCUUUCCCGGAAGAAAAAAGUAUGUGCAGUAAGAUGGCGUUUACUCUAACGAUCCCUCGAUUUUACUCUGCGAUUUCUCGCAAACCCACCACUUGUUCAUCUUCUUCGUUCUCGUCGUCGCCUUCGAGGCCACAGUGUGCUUACUUCAGCUAUAGACGAUCGAUUUCUCUCAGACGAAGACUUUUCUUAUUGCCCGUUAAAGCUACCACUGAUCAAUCAGGUCCGGUGGGUGGAGAAGAAGUGGAUAGCAAGAUUUUACCUUAUUGUAGCAUCAACAAGAAUGAGAAGAGAUCACUCGGCGAAAUGGAACAAGAGUUUCUCCAAGCGAUGCAAUCAUUCUAUUACGAAGGCAAAGCGAUUAUGUCUAACGAAGAGUUUGAUAACCUUAAAGAAGAGUUGAUGUGGGAAGGAAGCAGUGUUGUGAUGCUAAGUUCUGAUGAACAAAGAUUCCUUGAAGCUUCGAUGGCUUAUGUCUCUGGAAACCCAAUCUUGAGUGAUGAAGAAUAUGAUAAGCUGAAAAUGAAACUAAAGAUGGAUGGAAGUGAUAUUGUGUGCGAGGGUCCAAGAUGCAGCCUUCGUAGUAAAAAGGUUUACAGUGAUCUAGCCGUAGAUUAUUUCAAAAUGUUCUUGUUGAAUGUACCAGCAACUGUUGUUGCUCUCGGACUAUUUUUCUUCCUCGAUGACCUUACGGGUUUUGAAAUCACGUACCUUCUCGAGCUUCCAGAACCAUUCAGUUUCAUUUUCACGUGGUUCGCUGCGGUGCCUGCAAUUGUAUAUCUGGCGCUCUCACUCACUAAGCUAAUCAUCAAGGACUUCUUAAUCUUGAAGGGCCCUUGUCCAAACUGUGGAACAGAGAAUACAUCCUUCUUUGGAACAAUACUAUCUAUCUCCAAUGACGGUUCCACCAACAAUGUCAAGUGCUCCGGCUGUGGAACGGAGAUGGUUUAUGACUCGAGUUCUCGUUUGAUCACAUUGCCAGAAGGAGGCAAAGCUUAAACAAUUAAGCCAAGGGAAAUGUAUGUAAAAUUUAUACUAACAGUUGAAGGAAGGUGGAGAAAUCAAAGAAGAAAGAAGGAGAAAAGGCAAAAGAGUUUGUUUGUGUGCUGUUUUGUAUAAUCUUGAGAUCUUUCCAUGUAGCUCUCGUUGACUUGUAUUGUGUUUGUAAGUAAGUGUGAGGCGCAAUCAGAGAGAAACAUCAUAUAAUUACUUCUUUGGGGAAUUUCGCUCUCACUAGAAAAAAAAUCAAGAAAAAAUGGCACAACAAUUACAUACAUUUGAUUUUUUUUUUAUUUGAUAGUUUAA
Molecule: messenger RNA, 1410 nt
Organism: Eutrema salsugineum
Lineage: Eukaryota; Viridiplantae; Streptophyta; Magnoliopsida; Brassicales; Brassicaceae
Product: PGR5-like protein 1B, chloroplastic
Exons: 11
Coding region: 130-1104 (324 amino acids)
Biological process (GO): photosynthetic electron transport in photosystem I
Cellular component (GO): chloroplast thylakoid membrane
Molecular function (GO): oxidoreductase activity, acting on iron-sulfur proteins as donors
Source: RefSeq, a predicted model, not a curated record